This is a messenger RNA of Cololabis saira (Pacific saury), 2009 nucleotides long. RefSeq names its product beclin 1, autophagy related (gene becn1). The record is from RefSeq and is a predicted model, not a curated record. Bases 136 to 1485 code for a protein of 449 amino acids. Gene Ontology annotation, biological process: late endosome to vacuole transport; autophagy; autophagosome assembly. Lineage: Eukaryota; Metazoa; Chordata; Actinopteri; Beloniformes; Belonidae. The transcript is spliced from 12 exons. Gene Ontology annotation, cellular component: phosphatidylinositol 3-kinase complex, class III, type I; phagophore assembly site; phosphatidylinositol 3-kinase complex, class III, type II.
CUGCAGAAGAAGAGGACGUCACAACAACAACCAGGAGGGGGAUAAAGAUAGAGACAUCUCAUUUACAUCAAAGCUGCAUUUCUGUUUUCCACGUGUAUACAUUAGUAUUUAUUUCUUUUUCAAGAAGCAGUAGUGAUGGAGGGCUCCAAGUCGUCCAGUACGACGACGCAGGUGAGCUUCGUGUGCCAGCGGUGCUGCCAGCCGCUCAAGCUGGACACGUCCUUCAACGUCCUGGACAGACUCACCAUCCACGAACUCACGGCCCCCCUGGUAACGGUGACCCCCAGCAGACAGGCGGACAGCAGCAGCAGCCCGGGGGACCGGCCUCCCGAGGAGGCUUUUGUAGAAAACAAGCAAGAUGGAGUGUCAAGAAAAUACAUCCCUCCUGCACGGAUGAUGUCAACAGAGAGUGCCAACAGUUUCACGCUGAUUGGAGAUGCAUCUGAUGGUGGAACCAUGGAAAACCUUAGUCGUAGACUGAAGGUAACCAGUGACCUGUUUGACAUCAUGUCAGGCCAGACAGAUGUGGAUCAUCCGCUAUGUGAGGAAUGCACUGACACUCUGCUGGACCACCUCGACACGCAGCUCAACAUAACAGAGAACGAGUGCCAGAAUUACAAGCAGUGUCUGGAGCUGCUGUCUAACCUCCGGGUAGAGGAAGAGGAGACCUUGCUGGCAGAGUUGCAGCACCUGAAAGAGGAGGAGGAGGCCCUGGUUCAGGGGCUGGAGGCCGUGGAGGAGCAGAGAGCUGCCGUGGCUCAGGACCUCACCCAGAGUAAGAUCCAGUCUCUGCAACUGGACACAGAGGAGCAACAGUACCAAAAGGAAUACAGCGAGUUUAAACGGCAGCAGCUGGAGCUAGAUGAUGAGCUGAAGAGUGUUGAUAACCAGAUGCGUUACUGCCAGAUUCAACUGGAUCGUCUGAAGAAGACCAACGUUUUCAAUGCAACGUUCCACAUCUGGCACAGUGGCCAGUUUGGUACCAUCAACAACUUCCGUCUGGGUCGACUUCCCAGCGUCCCUGUGGAGUGGAAUGAGAUCAAUGCAGCCUGGGGGCAAACCGUGCUGCUGCUGCACGCUCUGGCCAACAAAAUGGGGCUGCGUUUUCAAAGGUACCGUCUUGUCCCGUAUGGAAAUCACUCGUACUUGGAGUCACUGACAGACAAGUCAAAGGAACUCCCACUGUACUGCUCGGGUGGCUUGAGGUUCUUCUGGGACAACAAGUUUGAUCACGCCAUGGUGGCCUUCUUGGAUUGUGUCCAGCAGUUCAAAGAAGAGGUGGAAAAAGGAGACACUGGAUUUUGCCUCCCAUACAGGAUGGAUGUGGAGAAGGGGAAGAUUGAGGACACAGGUGGGAGCGGAGGCUCCUACUCCAUCAAAACACAGUUCAACUCUGAGGAGCAGUGGACCAAGGCGCUCAAGUUUAUGCUGACCAAUCUGAAGUGGGGACUGGCCUGGGUCACCUCACAGUUCUACAACAGAUGAACCCGUUGGACUUCAUAUAUUGAAUUCACACUGUUAUAAACACCUAAUAAACGAGUUUCAUGUGAUUAUGAGUUUGAAGGAAUUGCCUGUACCUUUUUCUCAAAUCCUGCUGGACUGAAAGACGUCGUGAUUGUCCACACAGUUGAGGGUCCUAGCUUUAUGUCUGGUCUUUUGUUGUUGCACCGUGGAGAUUCUACCUUCUUGGCCCUCUGACUUAUCUACACAGUUGUAGAUGUUCCCCUCAGCAAGCAACAUUAUACUUUUUGUUAUAAUCAGCGUCAUUAAAUAAGCUGACUUAUACUGAACAAGCAUUAAAAGAGUUGGACACAUCUUAAGAAAAAUGUUUGCACAUUUGAGAUUUCCAUUUCUCCACUGUGAGGGGUAUUUAAUAAAAUUAUAGCAGAGAAUUUAACUGGAGCAUUUUGCAUAUUAAAACUGAACACACUGCCAACUGCAUCACAUCAAUACAUGGUUUGAAUAUGAAAUGUUUAACGAUGGAAUUUACUUAUUAAAAUGUUUAUGCU